AUGACGCAGUCAGUUUGGGACAUAGCAAUACAACAGCACAAUCUGAAGAACAGUAAUCACCUUUUUGCAAACUCCCAAAUUGGGAAAAGUACAAUCAUUCAUUACUUCCUUGAUCGAGAAGACAAAGCGAAGCCAACAUUGGCUUUAGAUUAUACGUUUGGAAGGAAAUCAAGUGGAACAUUUUCGACGAAAUCUACGGUUCAUGUGUGGGAGCUUGGACGUGGCGUACGACUGGCCGACUUGAUUGACGCUACAAUCACACCAGACAGUGUAUGGUGGGUUUGUUUGUUUAAAUCUAACAACUACUUUAUUUAUAGGAGAUUUCACCUGAUUCUCGUGUUAGAUCUUUCGAAACCAAGGGAGUUGUGGCAAACCAUGGAGACACUACUCGGAACCGUAACGCGUCGUUAUGACCAGUUGUUUACGCGAAUCAACAAGAGAGACCUACCAGGAUCGUUAAAGUCAAAAUAUCGUGAACUUGGCGAGGUGCGAAAGACAUCCACACACCCAGACAAGGACCUGUUGAAUCCUUUUCCUCUCCCACUGAUCAUCAUUGGAAGUAAAUAUGAUCUUCUCGUGACCCAGCAACUGGAACAGCAGAAAAUGAUAUGUAAAACUUUGAGGUUUUUAAACCACUUUUAUGGUGGAUCCUUGUAUGUAAGUAGAAGAAUGAAAAUGCGAGUCGCAAUCAAGUUUGUUUCAGAGAAAGAGGAUUUACUGAUGAAGCGGAUUAAGGCCGUUCUUAACCACAUCGCAUUCGGUACCCCGGAACAGCGUGUGGUUCAGACAGAAGUUGGCAAACCACUAUCCAUCCCAGAAGGCGCGGAUUGCUUCUCAAAUAUUGGUGCUCCUCCAAACUAUGAACUGGAAGUUAGCCGCCUGACCAUGAAAACUCCCCUCGAAAUGUGGAAGGCUGUUUUUUGUGCCAGGUUUCCCCAGAUGACCCAGAAUGAACUGACCGGUCUCAAUUCAAUGGUUUUGGACUUGGCAACCGAUCCGGCUAAAGACCCACAAUACGCAGAGCCACUUGUGGACCGUGCAAGAGCUAUCAAAGAUGAGGAACUGGAACGCAUUCAACAACAGAACGAGAGACGAAUGCGCGAUCUCCUUCAACAAGCGACACUGGAUGGUGUGUUAAUUGCCUGAGCUAUUGUUGUUUCUUGUUUGAAUAAAGGCUG
Messenger RNA from Opisthorchis viverrini, 1178 nucleotides. RefSeq lists its product as hypothetical. Gene Ontology annotation, molecular function: dynein heavy chain binding. The coding region runs from base 1 to 1146 and encodes 381 amino acids. Gene Ontology annotation, cellular component: ciliary basal body; axoneme; cytoplasmic dynein complex. The record is from RefSeq and is a predicted model, not a curated record. Lineage: Eukaryota; Metazoa; Platyhelminthes; Trematoda; Opisthorchiida; Opisthorchiidae. Gene Ontology annotation, biological process: intraciliary transport involved in cilium assembly; intraciliary retrograde transport. The transcript has 6 exons.